Manihot esculenta (cassava) is the source of this 1329-nucleotide messenger RNA. Its product is annotated as probable pectinesterase 29. The transcript has 6 exons. Bases 1 to 1329 code for a protein of 442 amino acids. Gene Ontology annotation, molecular function: pectinesterase activity. Gene Ontology annotation, biological process: cell wall modification. Lineage: Eukaryota; Viridiplantae; Streptophyta; Magnoliopsida; Malpighiales; Euphorbiaceae. The record is from RefSeq and is a predicted model, not a curated record.
AUGCCUUCUCUUCAUUUCAUUCUCCACUUCAUAUUUGCAUUCUUUCUCUUUUCCUGCCCAUCAAAUGCACAGACUAUCAUCGUUGAUAAAGGAGGCAAUGGAAACUUCUCUAGUGUACAAAAAGCCAUUGAUUCUGUUCCUCCAAACACCAACUCCUGGACUCAUAUCUACAUAAAAUCUGGCAUUUACGAAGAAAAAGUUGUAAUCCCUGGAGACAAGCCAUUCAUUUUUCUUCAAGGAGAGAGCAAGGACACAACUUCUAUAGAAUGGGGAGAGAGUGGCAGCUCCACACAAAGUGCUACAUUCACAUUAAAUGCAGACAAUUUUGUUGCUGCAGAUUUAUCAUUUAAGAAUACAUAUAAUCUGGCCCUGUCAGCUGUGCUAGAUGAUCAGAAACCAAUUCUAUGGGCUCCGGCGGCCACAAUUUACGGUGACAAGGCAAGCUUCUACAACUGUAGUUUUUUUGGAGUUCAAGACACUUUAACAGAUGCUCAGGGUCGUCAUUAUUAUAAAUCUUGCUACAUUGAAGGUGCAAUAGAUUUCAUCUGGGGACGAGGCCAAUCAGUAUACGAGGGAUGUGUCUUAAAUGCAACCACAGGAGCUCUUGGAAAAGCUGGGUAUAUUACAGCUCAAGGGAGAGAGAGCUCUAAUGACACUAGUGGGUUUGUGUUUCUCUCGUGCUCUAUCUAUGGAACAGGCCCUGUUGAUUUGGGACGAGCAUACAGACAGUUUUCAAGAGUAGUGUUCAGAAACACUUACAUGUCUGACGUUGUCCAGCCUGAAGGUUGGUCUGCAUGGAGCUUUGUGGGCAAAGAGAAAGAUAUUGUGUAUUCAGAGGUAUCUUGCUCAGGACCAGGGGCAGACAAGUCGAAGCGAGUGAAAUGGGAGAAAAACCUGACAACUGAGGAAUUGAAGCAGUUAGAGGCUAAGAACUUCAUAAAUCAAGAUGGAUGGAUUCAAGGACAACCUCAAGUCAAUUAUUGUAAUCACUUUCCUGGUAUUGUUCAUGGCCAAAUUAAGAAUUUCAAAGACAGUUUGAUCAAACUCUGUAUGCAGGAGCCAGGUAUUAUCAAUGUUGGUACAUAUUUCAGGUGUCUGAACGGAAUCCCAUCAUCUAAAGCAAAUCUGAUGAGGGCAACAGAUAUUUCAGUUACAAGUUUGACAGAGUUGGCAAUGUUGCAAGCUACAAUAAUUGCAAAUGAUGUUUUACAUUUUAAACUUUUAUCAGUGGUCAGUGCAGCAUGGAUGUUUUGCCGGUGGCUGUUGAAUCUAGCAGAUGAACAAAGAAGCCACUUCUCCAAUGAUUCGGAACAUACAAAUCUAAAUUGA